Molecule: messenger RNA, 11232 nt
Organism: Antechinus flavipes (yellow-footed antechinus)
Lineage: Eukaryota; Metazoa; Chordata; Mammalia; Dasyuromorphia; Dasyuridae
Gene: CAD
Product: carbamoyl-phosphate synthetase 2, aspartate transcarbamylase, and dihydroorotase
Exons: 45
Coding region: 126-6905 (2259 amino acids)
Biological process (GO): 'de novo' pyrimidine nucleobase biosynthetic process; L-glutamine metabolic process; L-arginine biosynthetic process
Cellular component (GO): carbamoyl-phosphate synthase complex; cytoplasm
Molecular function (GO): amino acid binding; carbamoyl-phosphate synthase (glutamine-hydrolyzing) activity; hydrolase activity, acting on carbon-nitrogen (but not peptide) bonds, in cyclic amides
Source: RefSeq, a predicted model, not a curated record
CGCAUUAGGCCACGUGGAAGGUCGGCGCGCCGCCCAGUUUCGCUGCUCCGCUCCGCACGUGGUCCCCGACGAGUCCUGUGGCUCACAAACUACCUUCCUCUCCUCGGUGAUACGGCUCCGGCUCCAUGGCGGCGCUUGUAUUGAAGGACGGGUCGGUCCUGAGGGGCCAGCCCUUCGGCGCGGCCGUAAGCGCCGCCGGGGAAGUGGUGUUCCAGACUGGCAUGGUGGGCUACCCCGAGGCACUCACCGACCCCUCCUACAAAGCCCAGAUCUUGGUCCUGACCUAUCCGCUCGUGGGAAACUAUGGCAUCCCUCCAGAUGAGAAGGACGAGUUCAGCCUCAGCAAGUGGUUUGAGUCAUCUGGGAUUCAUGUGGCGGGACUGGUGGUGGGAGAAUGCUGCUUCACACCUAGUCACUGGAGUGCCACCCGAACUUUGCACCAAUGGCUAGAGGAGCAUGGCAUACCUGGUCUUCAAGGAGUUGAUACAAGGGAACUGACAAAGAAAUUGCGGGAACAGGGAUCACUUCUGGGAAAGCUGGUGCAAGAUGGGAUAGAGCCUUCAUCUCUGCCAUUUUUGGAUCCCAAUGCUCGAGCUCUUGUACCUGAGGUUUCCAUUAAGGAACCAAAGGUAUACAAUGCAGGGGGGUGCCCAAAGAUUCUUGCUUUGGAUUGUGGCCUAAAAUACAGUCAGGUCCGAUGCCUAUGCCAGCGUGGAGCUGAGGUCACUGUGGUGCCCUGGAACUACAAAUUGGACAGCCAAGAUUAUGAAGGGUUGUUUCUAAGCAAUGGUCCUGGGGAUCCUGCUUCUUGUCCCACUGUGAUAUCUACACUGAGCCGUGUCCUCUCUGAGCCAAACCCCCGACCUAUCUUUGGUAUCUGCUUGGGUCAUCAGCUGUUGGCCUUAGCCAUCGGGGCCAAGACUUACAAGAUGAGAUAUGGUAACCGUGGCCACAACCAGCCAUGUCUGCUGAAGGGCUCUGGACGAUGCUUCUUAACUUCCCAGAAUCAUGGCUUUGCAGUGGAAACAGACUCUCUGCCUCCAGGCUGGACCCCACUCUUCACAAAUGCCAAUGAUCAUUCCAAUGAAGGCAUUGUACACGAGACCCUGCCUUUCUUCAGCGUCCAGUUCCAUCCUGAGCAUCGAGCAGGCCCCUCUGAUACGGAGUUGCUUUUUGACAUCUUCCUGGAGACCGUGAAGGAGAACAGGGCUGGGGGCAAGACAGUUCAUGAAAGGCUAAUGGAGCGCCUUUGUCCCUCUGGUAGCCCCACCCCGAGAGACAGACCUCCAUUUCCCCGAAAGGUGCUGAUCCUGGGCUCAGGGGGUCUCUCCAUUGGCCAGGCUGGAGAAUUUGACUAUUCUGGCUCUCAGGCAAUCAAGGCUCUAAAGGAGGAAAAUAUUCAAACACUGCUAAUCAACCCUAAUAUUGCCACAGUGCAAACUUCCCAGGGCCUGGCAGACAAAGUCUACUUCUUGCCUAUUACCCCUCAUUACGUGACCCAGGUGAUUCGUAACGAGCGUCCAGAUGGUGUGUUACUGACCUUUGGAGGCCAGACGGCACUGAAUUGUGGUGUGGAGCUCACAAAAGCGGGAGUUCUGGCCCGAUAUGGAGUACGGGUCCUAGGCACCCCUGUGGAGACAAUCGAACUGACUGAGGAUCGGCGUGCUUUUGCAGCAAGAAUGGCAGAGAUUGAAGAGUAUGUAGCCCCGAGUGAGGCUGCAAACUCCCUGGAGCAGGCACAAGCUGCUGCAGAGCGACUGGGGUACCCUGUCCUGGUGCGUGCUGCCUUUGCCCUGGGCGGCCUUGGCUCUGGCUUUGCCUCCAACAGAGAAGAGCUCUCCUCUUUGAUAGCCCCAGCCUUUGCUCAUACUAGCCAAGUGCUGGUGGACAAGUCUCUCAAAGGCUGGAAAGAAAUAGAGUAUGAAGUGGUGAGAGAUGCCUACGGCAACUGUGUCACGGUCUGUAAUAUGGAGAACUUAGAUCCACUGGGCAUUCACACUGGUGAAUCCAUAGUGGUAGCCCCAAGCCAGACCCUAAAUGACAGAGAAUACCAGCUGUUGCGACAAACUGCUAUCAAGGUGACCCAGCAUUUGGGCAUUGUUGGGGAGUGUAAUAUACAAUAUGCCUUGAAUCCUGAGUCUGAACAGUACUACAUCAUUGAAGUGAAUGCACGACUGUCUCGAAGUUCAGCUCUUGCCAGUAAGGCCACUGGCUAUCCUUUGGCCUAUGUAGCAGCCAAGCUGGCUUUAGGCAUCUCCCUGCCUGAACUCAGGAACUCAGUUACUGGAGGCACAGCUGCCUUUGAGCCCAGCCUGGAUUACUGCGUGGUUAAGGUCCCUCGCUGGGACCUCAGCAAGUUCCUACGUGUUAGCACACAGAUUGGAAGCUGCAUGAAGAGUGUUGGUGAGGUCAUGGCUAUCGGACGUGGGUUCGAGGAGGCAUUCCAGAAGGCAUUACGCAUGGUGGAUGAAAAUUGUGUUGGCUUUGAUCACACGGUGAAGCCUGUCAGUGACAUGGAGCUGGAGACACCAACUGAUAAGCGGAUCUUUGUAGUGGCAGCUGCUCUGUGGGCAGGAUACACCAUAGACCGACUCUAUGAGCUCACUCGCAUUGAUCGGUGGUUCCUUCAGUGUAUGAAGCGCAUUAUAGAACACACCCGGAAACUAGAAGGACACCGUGGGCAGCCCUUGCCCCCUGACGUGUUGCACCAAGCCAAACGCCUUGGCUUCUCUGACAAGCAGAUUGCUCUUGCAGUGCUCAGCACAGAGUUGGCUGUCCGAAAACUACGCCAGGAACUGGGUAUCUGUCCAGCAGUAAAACAAAUUGAUACAGUGGCAGCAGAAUGGCCAGCUCAGACUAACUAUUUGUACCUGACUUAUGGGGGUACCACCCAUGACCUGACUUUCCAUACUCCUCAUGUCUUGGUCCUGGGCUCUGGUGUCUACCGAAUUGGCUCUAGCGUUGAAUUUGAUUGGUGUGCUGUGGGCUGUAUCCGGCAGCUGCGCAAGAUGGGGUAUAAGACCAUCAUGGUGAACUAUAAUCCUGAGACAGUCAGUACCGACUAUGAUAUGUGUGACCGACUCUACUUUGAUGAGAUCUCUUUUGAGGUGGUGAUGGAUAUCUAUGAGUUGGAAAGCCCUGAGGGUGUGAUCCUCUCUAUGGGGGGUCAGCUGCCCAACAACAUGGCGAUGGCUCUGCAUCGGCAGCAGUGUCGGGUUCUUGGGACCUCCCCAGAGGCCAUCGACUCUGCUGAGAACCGAUUCAAGUUUUCUCGACUGCUUGAUACCAUUGGCAUCAGUCAGCCUCAGUGGCGAGAGCUCAGUGACUUGGAGUCUGCCCUCCAGUUCUGCCAGUCUGUGGGGUAUCCUUGUGUUGUCCGUCCUUCUUAUGUGCUGAGUGGUGCUGCCAUGAAUGUGGCCCAUUCCGAUGUAGACUUGGAGCGCUUCCUGAGCAGCGCAGCUGCUGUCUCCAAAGAGCACCCCGUGGUCAUCUCCAAGUUCAUCCAGGAGGCCAAGGAAAUUGAUGUGGAUGCUGUGGCUUGUGAUGGUAUGGUGGUAGCUGUCGCAAUCUCGGAGCACGUGGAAAAUGCAGGGGUGCACUCGGGAGAUGCCACAUUGGUGACUCCGCCACAAGAUAUCACACCCAAGACACUGGAAAGGAUCAAAGCAAUUAUUCAUGCUGUGGGUCAAGAGUUGCAGGUCACGGGGCCUUUCAACCUGCAGCUCAUCGCCAAGGAUGACCAACUCAAGGUUAUUGAGUGCAAUGUCCGUGUCUCUCGGUCCUUCCCCUUUGUCUCCAAGACACUUGGAGUGGAUCUGGUAGCCCUGGCUACCCGGAUCAUCAUGGGUGAGGAGGUGGAGCCUGUUGGGCUCAUGACUGGAACCGGUGUUGUAGGAGUUAAGGUGCCCCAGUUCUCAUUCUCCCGCCUGGCAGGAGCAGAUGUGGUACUGGGGGUAGAGAUGACCAGCACAGGGGAGGUGGCUGGCUUUGGAGAGAACCGCUGUGAGGCCUACCUUAAGGCUAUGCUAAGCACGGGAUUCAAGAUCCCCAAAAAGAAUAUUCUGCUAACUAUUGGUAGUUACAAGAACAAAAAUGAGCUGCUCCCCACUGUGAGGCUGCUGGAGAGUCUAGGCUAUAGCUUAUAUGCCAGUUUGGGCACCGCGGACUUCUACACUGCGCAUGGGGUCAAGGUCACAGCUGUGGACUGGCACUUUGAGGAAGCAGUUGAAGGUGAAUGUCCCCCACAGCGAAGCAUCCUAGAACAGUUGGCAGAAAACCACUUUGAGUUGGUGAUCAACCUGUCAAUGCAUGGAGCAGGGGGGCGGCAUCUGUCCUCCUUCGUAACCAAAGGCUACCGGGCCCGUCGCCUUGCUGCUGACUUUUCUGUGCCCCUCAUCGUUGACAUCAAGUGCACUAAGCUGUUUGUAGAGGCAUUGGGCCAGAUCGGGCCAGCUCCCCCACUGAAAGUUCAUGUAGAUUGCAUGACCUCACAGAAGCUGGUGCGCUUGCCAGGGCUAAUUGAUGUACAUGUGCACCUACGGGAACCAGGUGGUACCCAUAAGGAAGACUUCGCAUCAGGCACAGCAGCUGCUUUAGCUGGGGGGAUCACCAUGGUGUGUGCCAUGCCCAACACCCGGCCUCCCAUCAUAGAUGCCCCUGCACUUGCCCUUGCUCAGAAGUUGGCAGAGACUGGGGCCCGCUGUGAUUAUGCCUUGUUCCUUGGGGCCUCAUCAGAGAAUGCAGGAACCCUGGGUGCUGUGGCUGGGGCAGCUGCAGGAUUGAAACUCUAUCUCAAUGAAACAUUCUCCGAACUUCGCCUGGACAGCCUUGCCAAUUGGAUGGAGCACUUUGAGACUUGGCCACGCCAUCUUCCUAUUGUGGCUCAUGCAGAACGACAGACUGUUGCUGCCAUCCUCAUGGUUGCCCAGCUGGCUCAACGGCCUGUACACAUCUGCCAUGUGGCCCGGAAGGAGGAGAUCCUAUUAAUUAAAGCAGCAAAGGCACGGGGGGUACCAGUGACUUGUGAAGUGGCCCCCCACCAUCUGUUUCUAAGCCAAACUGACCUCGAGCGCCUGGGGCCUGGGAAAGGAGAAGUCCGGCCUGAGCUUGGCUCCCCUGAGGAUGUGGAGGCUCUCUGGGAAAACAUGGCCGUCAUUGAUUGCUUUGCCUCUGACCAUGCUCCUCACACCCUGGAAGAAAAAACAGGAUCCAAGGCUCCCCCUGGCUUCCCCGGCCUGGAGACAAUGCUCCCGCUGUUGCUGACAGCUGUGAGUGAGGGUCGUCUCAGCCUGGAUGAUCUGCUGCAGAAGCUACACCACAACCCUCGGAGAAUCUUUCACUUGCCCCUGCAGGAGGACACCUACAUUGAGGUGGAUCUGGAGCAUGAAUGGACCAUCCCCAGCUACAUGCCUUUUUCCAAGGCACACUGGACACCUUUUGAGGGGCAGCGAGUGAAGGGCACCAUACGGCGAGUUGUCCUUCGAGGGGAAGUUGCCUAUAUUGAUGACCAGGUGCUGGUGCCUCCUGGUUAUGGGCAAGAUGUGAGGAAGUGGCCCCAAGGUGCAGUGCCUCAACUGCUGCCCUCUGCUCCACCAAGUGAGAGCACCAAGGGAGGGGAAGGAAGAAGGAACUUUUGGUUGAUGUCUCAAAAGGAUAGACCCAUGUUACAUUCACAGACUCCUGAAAGGCCUCGACGUGGCAUCCCAGGCCUUCCUGAUGGGCGCUUCCAUCUCCCACCUCGAAUCCACCGAGCUUCUGAUCCUGGCCUUCCAGCUGUGUUCAUCAGCCCAAGAGCCAGGACCCCACAAGGCAACAGAAUGUGGGCUGAAGAGCCCAAGGAAAAGCCCUCCCGGAAGGCCGUGGAGCCAGAUCUAGCAGGAACUCCUGAUAGUUGCUGCUACCCUUCUCCAGUGCCUAGGCAGGCAUCGCCCCAAAAUCUGGGUACACCCAGCCUGUUACAUCCUCAGACCUCACCCUUGCUGCAUUCUCUAGUUGGGCAGCAUAUACUCUCCGUUCGUCAGUUUACCAAAGAUCAGAUGUCCCACCUGUUCAACGUGGCACACACCCUGCGGAUGAUGGUGCAGAAGGAACGAAGCAUAGACAUUCUCAAGGGCAAGGUGAUGGCCUCCAUGUUUUAUGAAGUGAGCACUCGUACCAGCAGCUCCUUUGCAGCCGCCAUGGCCCGUCUUGGGGGCUCUGUGCUCAGCUUCUCUGAAGCCACAUCAUCUGUCCAGAAGGGGGAAUCCCUAGCAGACUCUGUCCAGACCAUGAGCUGCUAUGCUGAUGUUGUUGUGCUCCGGCACCCGCAGCCUGGAGCUGUGGAGCUAGCAGCAAAGCACUGCCGGAGGCCGGUGAUCAAUGCUGGGGAUGGAGUAGGGGAACACCCAACGCAGGCCUUGCUGGAUGUCUUUACCAUUCGAGAGGAACUGGGGACUGUCAACGGCAUGACGAUCACGAUGGUAGGGGAUCUCAAGCACGGGCGGACAGUACAUUCCCUGGCCUGCCUGCUCACCCAGUACCGGGUCAGCCUUCGCUACGUGGCGCCCCCCAGCCUGCGCAUGCCGCACGACGUCUUGUCUUUUGUGGCGUCCAGAGGGACUAAGCAGGAGGAAUUUGAGAGCAUCGAGGAGGCGCUACCUGACACAGAUGUCCUUUACAUGACUCGGAUUCAGAAGGAACGGUUUGGCUCCAGCCAGGAAUACGAAGCUUGCUUCGGCCAGUUUAUCCUCACACCCCACAUCAUGACACGGGCGAAGAAGAAGAUGGUGGUGAUGCACCCAAUGCCUCGAGUCAACGAGAUCAGUGUGGAAGUGGACUCCGACCCCCGGGCUGCCUACUUCCGGCAGGCUGAGAACGGCAUGUAUAUGCGGAUGGCCCUCCUUGCUACUGUCCUGGGGCGCUACUAGAGCCCAACUCUAACAGCUGCUCUCUGCUGCUCCUGCCACUGGGCAAGGAUUCCUGGUGCCCCCCAGGGGGGCAGCGUACUGAAUGUGAGACUGUGGGGUAGCCCCAGACACAUGCAGACUUGCAAGCCUUUGGGCUGGAACUUCUCCAGCUUGGGGCUGGGGCAGGCAGGGUGCCAGGUAUUAAAGCCUCCACCUCAUCUCAUCCUCAGCCCUGCCCUUUCCCCCCCUCCCCUCCACUAGCCUUUAAAGAUUUAUAAUAACUUUUCUAUUAUCUGAUCUCAGAGCCAUUUCUUGGAUUUAAUAAACAGCUGAGCUGUCUAUUUAUCUUUUUUUAUUCCUCCAAGUCUGCCACUCUCCAUAAAGGAAGAGGUUUUCUCAUGGCCAAGUCUACACAGGACUAGGAUUACUUAACAGAACUGUUGGGGCUACAUCUUCAUCAUCCCAUACUUGUGGUACCCAUUAAUUCCAGAUCCUAGUGCUUUUGGGGGGGAUUAGAACUCCGGGUACUCUGCACUUAGGGCACAAGUCUGUGAAAGAGAGUUUAGCUUUUCAGAGAAUGAGAUUCAAAAAGGGCAGAGCCUCCUCAUGCCUCUGAAAACUGCUCUGCUCAUCUUCUUGGUUUAUAUUUUCAUAGUCACCAUAAAAGACAAAAUCACAGAGGGAAUCAGACAGGUUUACAAAGUUCAAUUUGGAGGGAUGGGGGUGGAGGGUGAGGGGAUUGAAUUAUUCAAGUAGGAUUAUGGUAAAGUAAUUUAAAUUGUUGAUACCCUAGACAAACACUUUUCUGAAUCUUAUUCAAUCUGUCCAAGGGUGGAAAAAGAGGAGGUAUUCUCUAUGUGGAGAAUCUAAUCUUUUCUAAUCUGUUUUCUGGGAGUCUGGAGAUCUUCCUUGAACUUUUUCCCUGUUGACACUAGGUAGGCCUUUGAUAAGGAUGAAAUAGAAGAAUUUUAGAGCCAUACAUUACCUCCUUGAAAUUUGAUAAGAGAUAACAUUUGGGACUUAGGACACGGUUUUCCUGAGGGAACAGAGAGGCAUAAGUAUGCUUCCGUAUCUUGCAAACACAUCCUGAUGCUGGAACCAUCCUGAGUAAGAUGAAUGUGGGGAGUAUUUAUCUCCUUUCAAAGCAGAGUACUCCAAUAAGGUGUUUCUUCCCCCUUUCCACUUUCCAAAUAGACUUAAGGUUCUAGAUUAGGCCAACCUUUCUAAUUCUAAGGAGACCCACAAUUUCUGUUGGCCUCCAUAACAAGCCCUAUUUUCCCCAAAUUUUGUAGUUUCAGAAACGAAAGGAUAAUUAGUAAUUUAAUCCAACUCCUGUCCCCACCCUCACUUUACAAAUGAGGUAUCUGAGAAGUUAAAUGAAUUGCCUAAAAUGGGUUAGAGAACAAAUAGUAAAGAUUGGUUUUGAUCUCAGUGUUUGAUCAAAUCCAGUGCUGUUUUCCACUGCAUCUUUAUAUUUCUGGUACAUUCAUGAAGUUCAACGCCCUUCAUUUUCUGGAUCUUUUAAGACCUCCCUUCCUGCCCAUCAUCAUCAAGGGCCUGUGCUAGCCUCUUGUGGGGCAAAGAAAAUAGUCCAUUGCCUUUUUUGAAAAAGGAUCAAAGCUGUGAGAUUAUUUGGUGAAAGAUCUUAAUAGAGGCAAUGUGCUGUAGUAAGUACCAGGUUUGGAUUCAGAAAGGUUGGAGUUCAGAUACAGAUACAGGCUUUGAUACUUAGAAAGGCCAUCUCUGUGCCAAACAUUAAUAGUUGGGACAAAGAUCAAAACGAAACAGGCCCUACCUGUAAGGAAUUUAUAUUUCAGCAGAUUCAUGUUUAUACAAAUGAAUUGGAGUAGAGUACUGGGCCUGAAAUUGGGAAGAUCUGAAUUCAAAUCCAACUUCAGAUGCUAGCUAUGACCUUAAGGCAAGUCAUUUAACCCUAUUUGCCUCAGUUUCUCAUCUGUAAAAUGGGGACAUCUUGGUGAAGCAAAUGGCAAAUCAGUGCAAUACUUUGUCAACAAAACUACAAAUGGGAUCACAAAGAGUUGGACACAACUGAAAUUACUGAACAACUAUGUACCAAGAAUAAAAAUUGAAACUUUGCAAAAGACAAACAGUCCCAUCCUCCAGUUUACAUUCUAAAAGGGGGUGACAGCACUUUUAUAGGAAAAUGGUAGCUAAAGGCAGGGAAGGGAGUUUGGUCUAGGGAGCUAGAGGAAUGGGUGAGCAUGUCACAUGGCAGUAUAUUGCUGUGCCUUUUACAAAAACAAAGGCAACACUGGGCUGGAAAGCAUAGUUACAGGCAGCUGAGUGGUACAGUUGAUAAAGAAAUGGACUAGGAAUUAUCUAAUUCAAAAUUGGCCUCACUCAUUAGCUCUAACCCCUGGUAAAUUUCUUAAGCUCUCCCUGCUUGUUUCCUUACCUUUGAAGUGGGAAUAACACCCCUCUCCCAGGGUGAAGAGGAUUAGAUGAGGUAUUUGUAAAGCACUUAGCCCAGUGUCUGGUAUAUGGUAGAUGCUUAAUAAAUGCUUGUAUCCUUUGGUGCUAGAGGGAGGGGUAAUAAUGGUGUUUCAUGCCAGUAAUCUUCACAAAACCUGUUUUAAAAACUAAGAUGGCUGCAGCUAUAUUACCUGUCCAAUUACCAGUCCAAAGAUAUGAUAAAAUUUGAUGUGUAGAAGUAAAUGUAAUAGAAAAUCAUCAAAUUCUAACUAGAAAAUUAAAAGCUAUAAUCAUAAAAUAAUGUCAUGAAAAAACAAACAUGCAUGCCUCAACAGUGUAAUGUUAGGAAAAGAUAUAAAUGAGUGUCCCACCUGCCUUUAUACUUGGAGGUUCAGCAUAUGGAUUUUCCUUUAAACACUGGCUUCCCUAUUUCUCAACCUUUUCAUUUCCUAUAUAACCUUACUCCUCCCCCAUGAGAUGAAUGAAAAACUCAUGAAUUUCUAGGUAAUUAAUAAUUUUUUGUUUAGGAUAAUUGAUAAUAAAUCUGAUUAUCGGCAAUGUCCUUCAGAGAUUAGCUGACCUAUAACUGGUCCUUGAAUGAGGAUAUAAAGAGAAAAGGCCUUUAUCCUAAUUUAAUAAUUGAUUAUUAAUACUUUCACCCCCACCUCAACUGUACACAGAAGGGAUUAGACCCUUGAUCUUGCCCAGCACCACAAAUGAAUCAUUUCUAUAUUCCUGAACUCUGAAAUUCCCUUAACUCAUCAUCUUGUCAUUUCUACCUCAACUUUUCAGCUCCAAAGCCUGUUCUCACUGUGAUUUCAACCUACUUUCCUCCCUUUCCCAUUUGACCGCUUGGUGAGCUAGUUCAGCUUUACACUGUCCUUUUGAGUCCUUUGCGCCCUCAUCCUGUGGCUGAUUGUGCCCUGCCAUGCCUCAGACCUGGAUCGCCCACCAUCCCGCUGCCUUCACUCCUCAUGGAUUUUGGGGGGCUUAAGGGAAGGCAAUCCAGAUUAAGUGACUUGCCCAGGAUCACAUUUGAAUUCGGAUCCCCCUGACUCCAGGGUGGCUUUACUCAUGGACUGCCCACAAAUUAAGAAAAUCAAAACCAUGUUGACCAGAUCCACCACAUGUAUGUUACAUGGUAUCAACCAGGUUCUCUGCAGCCUGUUUUGUUUUUAGUUGUUGCGUCCUGCCCUUUGUGACCCCAUUUGGAAUUUUCCUUGUGGGGAUGCUAGAGUGCUUUGGCUUUUCCUUCUCCAGCUCAUUUGACAGAUGAGAAAAUGGAAGUGAACAGAUUUAAGUGACUUGGCGGGGCUCAGGCUCAGGAGGAGUCGGCAUAGUUGGGUGGGGGUGGCAGAGAGACCGAAGUAUUGCCCUGAGGCAAAUAAGGAAGGACCCUGAUGGGGCUCCGGGUAGCCUAAUAGUACCCCCUUGCUAGGUCUAGCCAAGAAAGCCUAGUCAAGGAGCGGAGGUUAAAUUUCCCCUGUGAAGUCUGUCCAUGGCGGUGCCGUCUUUGUCUGACCCUUUGGGUCAGCCCCCCCGGGCGCUGCCUCCUGUGUCUUUCCCAACAAUCCCCCCAUGCCACGUGGUGCGUCUCCUCUCCACACCCUGCCUUCUAUUUCCUCAGCCCCCACCUUGCUUCCUGGUCUCGCAAUCUCCACCAUGUCUUUGGGUGACUUUCUCCUUACAGCUUUUAGGGUUCUGCCAGCUAAGUGCGUACUCCCAUCUCAUGGAAUGUUUCCUUUCGUCUGGGUGAUUGUGAGUUUCACCAGGGAAUUUGUCUUUCCAUCGUUAAUUAUUAAAACCCCCUUUCCUCGCAAUGUGCUCUCCCAACUAUUUCAUAUUUGCCACUCCUGGUGUCUAUUGGAUUUCUUCAUUUUGUCUCCUAAAUAAAACUACCUUUUGCCAAAAAGAA